Messenger RNA from Prorocentrum cordatum, 808 nucleotides. Lineage: Eukaryota; Dinophyceae; Prorocentrales; Prorocentraceae. The record is from the annotation of a GenBank genome assembly.
CGCACCGUGCCCUGGACGCUGCGGCCGCGAGGUCCAGCCACAUUCGCGGUUGCCAGCAACCCCUGAUCGGCCUUCUCUCGGGCGCCAGCUCCGGCAAUUCGGCGUGAAAGAAACCCAAAUCUCCGACGAUCUGAUCGAUGUCCGACGCAGAACCGUGCCUUCCCGAGGGAGGAAGAGAGACUGAAGCGCUGUUUCUUUCCUGGCUGAGGCGGCGUUCAGGGAAGCUCCGCGGGCGACAGGAAGAAGGGAGGAUGAGGAAGGAGGAGGACGGAGGAGAGGAGGAGGAGGAGGAGGAGGAGGAGCUCCUCGCUGGAGCGGACCUCGCCGCCGCGCCGCGGACGAAAGAGUGCACCCGAUGGCGCCCAGCUCGGGUGCGGAUGCGAGGGGCGGGCAGGCCGUUCGUCCGCUGGCCCUGGGUCGGGCAUGUCCUCCUACACAGGCGGAGUGUUGGGCGAGAAGUCGAAAGACACUCAAGACAAGACAACACAAAGGAGAGAGAGAGAGAGCGGGACAGAGAGAGAGAGAGAGAGAUGAGCCACAGCAGCGAAGCACAAGCCGAAGUGACGAGGGAGGCGGCCCGCCGUGGCUGCUCGCAGCACGCGGGGCGCGGCAGCGCGCCGUGAGCGCGAGGGGCUCGCGGCUCGAUCCGGGCCAGGCCAGGCGGCCUGCCCCAGACCCCCGACGCCAUGGCUGCUUCGUGGCGUCGGCCCCCAGAGGAGGAGGAGGACGAGGAGGAGGAGGAGGAGGAGAAGGAGGAGGGGGAGGAGAAGGAGGAGGGGGAGGAGGCGGAGGAGGGGGAGCAGGGGGA